AUGGCAAAUGAACAGAUUCCAACAUGUCGCUGGGGCAUCCUCACCGCUGGCCUUAUUUCCUCCUGGUUUGUCUCAGAUCUCGUCUCUCCAAGGGAAGAUGCGAAAGCCAACCAUAUCAUCCAUGCUAUCGGCGCUUCAUCUGUCAAAAAGGGUCAAGACUUUGUCGAUAAAUUCGUGACCAACGUCGAAAAUAAGCCUUUUGUGUACGGUACCUACGAAGAGCUUUUCAACGACCCCAAGAUCGACUGUAUCUACGUCGGCAGCCCUCACGGCUUCCACUACCGUGAUUGCAUGGCAGCCAUCAAUGCUGGAAAGAACGUUCUAUGCGAGAAAGCUUUUACAAUCAAUGCUCGUGAAGCCCGCAGCGUUUUCGAGGCGGCAAAGGAGAAGGGAGUCUACGUUGCUGAAGCCAUGUGGCUCCGUCACCGACCCAUGAUUGCCGAGAUCAGAAAGCAACUUUACGAAGAUAAGGUGAUCGGGGACGUUACUCGCACCAACUGCAAUUUCCAUGCACACUGGGACUUGGAUGCUUUGCCCGAGACCUCGCGACUUAAGAACUUAGAAUUAGGAGCUGGAACUCUGCUUGACAUCGGUAUUUACUCACUCACCUGGGCUAUUUUAACGUUGGACCCUUCAACCACUGCUGCUGGUGGUACAAAGGCUGCGGCACAGAGUGAAAUUGGUAGCGAAAAGCCCAAAAUCAUCGCGACACAGUCAUUCAACGGCGACGUCGAAGUUGCGACAAGCGCCAUCUUACAUUACCCCAGCAGCGGACGCCAAGGAGUCAUCACGUCAACUGGAAGCUCUCCACGCGGUGGCUCGCAUAUCUUUGGGACAAUUGAGGGCACUAAUGGAUUCAUUGAGCUGGAAGGCAACGCGCCAUCUCAUCCAACUGCCUUUGUGGUUUACCCUCAAUGGUCUGAGGGUACCAAACCAGAGGGCAAACGUUAUGAAUGGAGCCUGAAACCUCGACAAGGGUUUCAAUUCGAGGCGGACAACACGGUAUUGGAUCUACAGGCUGGCCGAAAGGAGAGUCCUAUCAUGCCCUGGUCUGAGACUGUCCGCGUUAUGGAGAUUAUGGAUGAGAUCCGACAACAGGGCGGCACAAAGUAUCCUCAGGAUAAAUAG
Messenger RNA from Fusarium sp. VM40, 1128 nucleotides. The record is from the annotation of a GenBank genome assembly. Lineage: Eukaryota; Fungi; Ascomycota; Sordariomycetes; Hypocreales; Nectriaceae.